AUGAAGAGAACGGCGGCGGCGGCGGCGGCGGCGGCGAAGAGCGGGAGAGCGAGCGACGAGGACUGAGAGGAGCAUGCCGAUGUCCAGGUGAUGGCGCUCGUAGAGCUGUCGAUGUUUUCCGGGAGAAACGCGAUCUCCCUCUGCUCUGCCUCCAUUCGCUCGUUCCGCUUUCGCAGUUCGCGUGCUAUUUCGAGCAGGGCUCCUAAUCCAUCAGCGAGCUGCGCGCGCGGCGAAUCUGGAGCCGGCGGCGGUUUCGGGAGGCUCCGCGAUGCCGUGUCCCGCUUCGACGCGAUCGUCGAGAUGCGACCUCUGCCUCCCAUGGAGGAAUUCAGCCGGGUGCUGUCCGUCGUGGUUCGGAUGAGGCAUUACUCUGCCGCCGUCGCUUUGAUCGAGGAGAUGGGUUCUCGCGGGGUGGCCUUGAAUGUCUACAUCUGGGGGAUCCUGAUGAACUGCCUCUGCCGCUUGAGGAGGGUGGAGCUGGGUUUCGCCGUUCUGGGCAGGGUCUUGAAGCUCGGGUUCGAGGCCAACUCGGUGAUGCUGAACACGCUGAUCAACGGGCUGUGCGAGGGUGGAGAGAUAGAUCGGGCGGUGAGGCUGGCGGACGAAAUGGGAGACCAUGGGUUGAGGCCCAGCGCGUAUACGUAUGCGGCCAUUCUGAAAGGCGCGUUGGGGAAGGGGGAUAGAGGUCUGGCGAUGGAGUUGCUGAGAAAGUGGGAAAGGCAGAAUUCCAGGCUUAAUGUGGUCGCGUACAAUACUGUGAUCGAGGUUCUCUGUAAGGACGGGUUGGUAUCAGAGGCCUUGAGCCUCUGUAAGGAUAUGGUCGGUAGAGGUGUCGAACCGGAUGUCAUCACCUACAAUUCCUUGAUCUGGGGUCUAUGCUAUUUAGGCCGGUGGAGAGGAGCUCUCGCUUUGUCGAUCAAGAUGGUUGGGAAAGGCGUCCAGCCUGAUUUGUUGACUUACAGCUGCUUGAUUCACGGCGCGACUCGUCAGGGUCGGUGGAGAGAAGCUCUAGUUUUGUUCGAGCAGAUGGUGCGGGAAGGCUACGUGGCGGAUGCUGUUACUUAUACCUCGUUGUUUGAGUGUCUAUGCAGUUCUGGUAAACGGGUAGAGGCUAGAAGGUUGUUGAUUGAUAUGAUGCAAAGGAGGGUAAUCCUGGAUGUUCAAACUUUCUCCCCUGAGGUCAGGGCACUUUGUAUGGAAGGGAUGCUAACCAAAGCAAAAUGCGUCAUUGAUGGGAUGAGUCAAGGAGGUGUAAAGCCUGAUGUAGUUACAUCGACAUAUUAAUGGAUGAUUGUGUUGUCUUACGCAUCAAAUUAUGCUAAGCUGCUCAAACUGGUGGUGAACAAAACUGCUUGCCUGAUGUUAACACUGAAAUAAAUGCUUACUGUAAUGCUAGAAAGUUCGAUGAGGCAAUAGAGCUCUUCACAGAAAUGCCUGAGGAGGGUUCGAUUGCAAAUGUGUCACAUAUGACACUCUGAUCGGUGGCUUAUUCCAUGCUGGCAGACCCGAAGCUGUAGCAAAGCUAUUUGAUUAGAGGCAAGCUGCUGGCCUGCUUCCAGACAUUUUCACCUAUAUUCUGCUGGACGGCUUUUGCAAAACUCAGAAGCUUGACAAACUGUAUGAUGCACGGUUGCAACCGUUGCACAUUAAAUAUUCUUGUAGAAAGCUUAUGUAAAGAAGGGAAAGAAGGGAAGCUAGACAAAGCCCAAGAGUUGCUUAAAGACACCUAACGGAAUGGAUGCUCUCAUGAUGCUGCCACUUACAACACUUCAAUUAGAGGAUAUCUGAAAAAUUAUGAUUACUUAAUGGCAGGGCAACUUCUUGUCGAGAUGGUCUAGAAGGGUUUCUCUACUGAUGCAUUGACAAUGGAGUUGCUUUUUGAUUUGUCAUCUGGCAAUGAAGUUGAUCCUGAUCUCUUACAACUGAUAUGGAAGUUCUUGUGAACUUUGCUGGUCUCAAGUCUGUGAGCCUGCUGUAAAAUAGAUUCACACUUGAUAUUAAGUCCAAGCAACCCUGGUCAGAAUUUUGUGUAUGCGGGGUUACGUGUAUAUGGUCCAAUACUAUUUGGAGAGACGCUUCAGUUGCAUAUGAUAUUGAUAGUCUUGUUACAUCUGCAAACAGCAACGGAUGGUCUAGGGGUAGAGAAUUGCGUGUAAAAUGCAUGCUAUCAUGAUCAUGUUAUCAGACUCGCAGAAAAUCAUAAUGAUUUGUGGAUGGAUGAUUCGGGAGGCGUCACCUGAAUGGUGUGGAUCGCAUUGGCAUCUCUGUAGAGCAGUCUAGUUUAUCCAAAUUUUGAAUUAAGUGAAUAUGUUGUGAGAAAGAUUUGUUCACUUAAGGGAGUCCAAAUAUCACUAUCAGGGUUGGAAGGAACACUACAAUGUGAAGAGCAUUACUGGAUAAAAAUUUCACUUUCUUUGCCAUGUCUGGCAUAGCGCUGAGGCUUUUUUGACUGUGGACUGUUUUGCUUUUGAAGGGCUUUACUGAAGUGUGAUAUCGUCCUUCAGAUUCCUAGCUUGAUAUGGUGUAAGUUGCCAAGAAAACAAUCUACCACGAUUCAUUAUUGUGGCGCCUUUGUCUAUUGAAGCCGAGUCGAUUAACCUUAAAAAAGGGUCGUAUCAACAUCAGAAGGAGAAUUCCUCAUGGCUUGGUCCUCAUUCCAAACAAGAUUUCAUCUCCUCGUAGCAGAUCUAUCAAUGGCGGGUGAGGUCGUGGAGCAGCCUGCAAUCAUUUCGAAAGCUUGCAUUCUAGUGCUCUCGGUGCAGAAAUUGGAAUGACAGCUCUCUGACAUUCUCGGUGCAUAGCUCUCUGUAACUCUGGCUCUCAUCAGCUGAAAAGAAGGUGAAGGAACCGAGACACGAUCCAAGCUAAUUUAUGAUCAUAUGCUUGAAUGAAAUUGCUAUCAAUGAAA
This is a messenger RNA of Eucalyptus grandis, 2908 nucleotides long. Its product is annotated as putative pentatricopeptide repeat-containing protein At1g12700, mitochondrial. Gene Ontology annotation, molecular function: protein binding. The coding region runs from base 91 to 1284 and encodes 397 amino acids. The record is from RefSeq and is a predicted model, not a curated record. NCBI's taxonomy places the organism in Eukaryota, Viridiplantae, Streptophyta, Magnoliopsida, Myrtales, Myrtaceae. The transcript has 2 exons.